CUCCUGUGGUCACUGCAAGACAGUGUAUGAUACUGAAGACCGAGCGUCACUGUGUUUUGUACGCCAUCUUGCACAAGAUGCUUGGAAUGCAACAUAAUCCAGUGAAAUGGAUUCAACCCCUAUAGACUCACAGUUGCAUACCAGUACAUCAGAACAGUACAGUGGCCAGCGGCAAACACCGUGGACAGAAGAUACUGUCGACAUACUGCUGAGAGCUGUGAGGGAUGCAUUCCCACGUUUGGAUGGGAAGCUGGAGAAGAGAGACCGUGUGUGGCGUGACAUUUUUGCUGUUGUUUCACCUCAACCUCAUCAUGUGGAUUUAUUAACAUUAGUGGUCCCUGGGGCUACUAUGCAACAGUGUAAAGUGAAGUGGAAAAAUUUAAGGUAUGCCUUCAUGCGUUAUAUUGAAAACAUGAAGACAACAGGAGCUCGUAAACUGCAUGUACCCCAGGGAUACGAUCUUCUUUGUUCAUUCCUUGGUGAACGACCCAUCACACACCCUAGAACUGAGAGGUGUGGCCUUGAGAAUGAACAAUUACGUGAUGCUCUAGUUACAGGAACCACAACUAUCAAGACUGUAACUCCUGUUGCAGGAGCCUCAGGUGUCAGCAGGAUUGUCACUCCUGUUGCAGGACCAUCAGGUGUCAGCAGAGCUGACACUCCUGUUGCAGGACCAUCAGGUGUCAGCAGGAUUGUCACUCCUGUUGCAGGACCAUCAGGUGUCAGCAGGGCUGACACUCCUGUUGCAGGACCAUCAGGUGUCAGCAGGAUUGUCACUCCAGUUGCAGGACCAUCAGGUGUCAGCAGAGCUGACACUCCUGUUGCAGGACCAUCAGGUGUCAGCAGAGCUACCACUCCUGCAUCAAUGUCUGAUCCUGAUGACCCGCCACCAUUAUUAAAUAUCCCUGAAGUGAGGCAGUCAGUUAAGAGGAAGAAAAUAAGACCACCAUCACAGUCAAAAAGAUUUGAAUUAAUGCAAAAGGAGAGUUUAGAACAGGUGAAAGCCUCUAGGAGUAAAAUGGAAAACUUUUUGGCAAUACAGGAAGAGUGGAUUAAAAAGAAGGAAGAGGCAAUGGAAAAGAAUAGAAUGUUUCAGGAGGAAGUCCUUAAAAACAAGAAAUUACUGGAAAUAGAAGAAAAGAAAUUAGAAGUCCUGAAAGAGUUGCUUGAAUUGCAGAGAAAUAGAAAGAAAUAG
Molecule: messenger RNA, 1195 nt
Organism: Portunus trituberculatus (swimming crab)
Lineage: Eukaryota; Metazoa; Arthropoda; Malacostraca; Decapoda; Portunidae
Exons: 4
Coding region: 107-1195 (362 amino acids)
Source: RefSeq, a predicted model, not a curated record